This is a messenger RNA of Bicyclus anynana (squinting bush brown), 511 nucleotides long. Its product is annotated as cecropin. Lineage: Eukaryota; Metazoa; Arthropoda; Insecta; Lepidoptera; Nymphalidae. Gene Ontology annotation, biological process: antibacterial humoral response. The record is from RefSeq and is a predicted model, not a curated record. Gene Ontology annotation, cellular component: extracellular region. Bases 116 to 310 code for a protein of 64 amino acids. The transcript has 2 exons.
GCGCACGUAUAUUUUGGUCAAUUCCCUACUAUUUAAAUUGAGGAGUUCAGAUCUAGUGUCAUUCACAUUUCGUCGCCUUCUGAAGUAAUAUCGAAAGUUAUUACGAUUUCAGAAAAUGGACUUUUCAAAGAUUUUUUUCUUUGUCUUCGCCUGCCUUUUGGCUUUGACCUCGGUGAAUGCUGCGCCCAGUCCCAAAUGGAAGAUUUUCAAAAGAAUUGAAAGAGUAGGCCAAAACAUUCGUGACGGACUUAUCAAGGCCGGCCCAGCUGUUCAGGUCGUCGGCCAGGCCGCCACAAUCUACAAAGGAUAAACAACCUUAACACCAUUAAAAUAGGGUUGAAUUUUGCGCUAGCAAAACUAGUUAUAAGUUAAUCAGCAUUUACUCGCCAAAGCCAACAAUGUAAAAUAAUAAGCACUCGAACUAAUCGUAAGAAUACUCAUAAUUGUAAAUUAAUUGUUAUGCCAUUUUUAUAGUAUUAUUUAUUGUACAAAAUAAAUUACAUACAAAGAG